Messenger RNA from Centrocercus urophasianus (Greater sage-grouse), 4943 nucleotides. It is a transcript of the gene DSEL, whose product is annotated as dermatan sulfate epimerase like. The transcript has 2 exons. Bases 1111 to 4761 code for a protein of 1216 amino acids. Lineage: Eukaryota; Metazoa; Chordata; Aves; Galliformes; Phasianidae. Gene Ontology annotation, molecular function: chondroitin-glucuronate 5-epimerase activity; sulfotransferase activity. The record is from RefSeq and is a predicted model, not a curated record.
CUGGCUCGGCGCCUCGGCCCCCGCCCGCACGGACAGCGCCGCGGAAAGAACCAACAUGCAAAAAGGAAGGAAAACCAAAACUGCUCUUUUGGCAGAAAAGCAUUGGCUUUCAGCUCCUUUCAUAUGUUUUUGUUUUGCUUCGUAAUGGGAGGAGCAGGAUUCUUUGAAUCAUUGAGUCAAAAUUUGGGCAGCAUUGGCUGAAGAUGAGAUGAAAGAAGACUUGAAUAUAUGUCGAUACUCCCUGACUGUUAAUUCAGACAAACUUUUUACUAACGGAGGGGAAUAGUGGUUAAAAGCACCACGGACUCAUUUAAAGGAGCUGAUGAAUGAUUUCUGCCCUUUUUCUUUUUUUUUUUUCUUUUUUUUUUUUUUUUUCUUUUUUUUCUCACUCUCCCACGAGUCCUAAGAAAAAGAUAAAGAAUGUGUAUACAAACUGAGAUAAGGGGAAGGCUGAAGAAAGUAGCUUCCAUUUUUGAAUCUUUUUCAAGUGCUGUAAAUUCCUUAAAUAAUUAAAUUCACCAAUUCACCAUUCAAUUGUUUUGAAUAAAUUAUAUAUUUUUUUUUGUGAUCAGUGUUUUUUUUUUGUUUGUUUUGUUUUGCUUUUGUUUUUGUAUUUUUUUUUCUGUUUUAUUUUUUUGGUCAGUUCUAAAAGUGGAAUUUGACCUGAUUGAAAACUUUAACACAGAAAACGUGUGGCUCUGAUUCCUGUUUUCAAAUGGAGGUUUUCAAGUUACCAAGAGAUAGCAUUCCAGUUUCUUCUUGUGUCUUGUCAUCCUGUGUUUGUAUGCAUAUCUUGGAGAUUUUACUUUUUCCCUGGUUUUAGUAUACAUGCUGUGGUGUUGUAUUUGAGAAAAGUGUGAACAGAAGGCACCUGAGAUUUAAUUUCUUGGCAGAUUCGUUGACUCGUUAUUCCAGUGUCAUAGUUCACAUUACAAGUAAUCCGAGUAACUGUUAGAAUGUGCAGUAAAACUAAGUCUUUUGUCUUAAGAAAAAAAAAAAAAAAAGCCUUAAGAUGUUCAUGUUUAUACUGACUGGAUCAAAGCUUGAUAUCUGAAUGUUAUGUUUUGUUAGGAAAUGCAUGCCGGGGGAAGAGGAGCUGCUUAAUGGAUCAUGGCUCUGAUGCUUACAGGGCAUACCUUAUUUCUAGCAUUAAUGAUGUUUGCUGUCUUCACUUUUGAAGAAUCUGUAAGCAAUUACUCUGAUUGGGUGACUUUUAUGGAAAAUAUAGAUCAAUAUGAGAAAGAGAAUCUUGGUAGUCUUGGUGCUGAGCAGAAGCUGAAAAAAGCAGUUCUUCAUCCAAGCUUGUAUUUUGAUGCUGAAGAUGUCCAUGUGUUGAGGCAGAAAGCUCACACAAGCCAUUCACACAUAUUCAGAACCAUCAGGAGUGCAGUGACCGUUAUGUUAUCCAACCCAUUGUACUACCUACCUCCACCCAAACAUGUUGAUUUUGCUGCAAAGUGGAAUGAGGUUUACGGUAACAAUCUGCCACCUCUAGCAUUUUAUUGUUUGCUUUGCCCUGAAGAUAAAGCUGCAUUGGAUUUUACUGUGGAGUAUAUGGACAGAAUGGCUGCUUACAAGAACUGGUUGGUUGAGAGCGCGCCUGGUGAUGAAGUCCCACUUGGCCACUCCCUAACAGGAUUUGCCACUGCUUAUGACUUCCUCUAUAAUUCACUGGAAAAUGUGAGAAGACAAAAAUACCUGGAGAAGAUACGGUCUGCAAGCAAGGAAAUGUUUGAGUACUCAAAGGUUCGUUCCUGGGGAAAGCAGCUUCUUCACAAUCACCAAGCAACCAACAUGCUCGCUUUGCUUACUGGAGCUUUAGUGACUGGUGUGGACAAUGGAUCUCAGGCAAAUAUUUGGAAACACACUGUUGUUGAUGUGAUGGAGAAAACAAUGUUUCUGCUCAGUCACAUUGUAGAUGGGUCUCUGGACGAGGGAGUAGCUUAUGGGAGUUACACUGCUAAGUCAAUAACACAGUAUGUUUUCCUGGCACAGCGACACUUUGGUAUUAACAACUUGGAAAAUAAUUGGCUCAAAAUGCACUUUUGGUUUUAUUAUGCCACCCUAUUACCAGGCUUUCAAAGGACUGUGGGGGUAGCAGAUUCUAAUUACAAUUGGUUUUAUGGUCCUGAGAGCCAGCUGGUUUUCUUGGAUAAGUUUGUCCUGAAGAAUGGAGCUGGCAACUGGCUGGCACAGCAAAUUAGAAAACACAGACCCAAAGAUGGACCAAUGGUGCCAUCCACUGCACAGCGGUGGAGCACUCUGCACACCGAGUUUAUAUGGUACUCUGCUGAAAUCACUCCUCAACCACCUCCUGACUACGGCACUGCUAAAAUGCACGUGUUUCCUAACUGGGGAGUUGUUACUUAUGGGGCUGGAUUGCCAAGCAGUCAGACAAACACGUUUGUGUCCUUCAAGUCUGGAAAGCUUGGUGGACGAGCUGUUUAUGAUAUCGUCCACUUUCAACCAUAUGCCUGGAUUGAUGGAUGGAGAAGUUUUAAUCCUGGACAUGAGCAUCCAGAUCAGAACUCUUUCACUUUUGCUCCCAAUGGGCAGGUGUUUGUAUCUGAGGCUCUCUAUGGACCUAAACUCAGCCACCUGAACAAUGUCUUGGUGUUUGCCCCAUCUCCUACGAGCCAGUGCAAUCAGCCUUGGGAGGGACAGCUUGGUGAAUGUGCCCAGUGGCUGAAGUGGAUUGGUCAUGAGGUUGGAGACUCAGCUGGGGAAAUUAUAACAGCCUCCCAGUCUGGGGACAUGAUGUUUGUGAGUGGGGAGGCAGUGUCUGCUUACACAUCAGCAAUGAAAUUGAAAAGUGUGUAUCGCAUUUUGCUGCUUUUAAAUUCUCAGACCUUGUUAGUAGUAGACCACAUCGAGAAGGAGGCAGACUCUCCUGUUAAUUCAGUCAGUGCCUUUUUUCAUAAUCUUGACAUUGAUUUUAAAUAUAUACCUUAUAAAUUUAAGAACAACUACAAUGGAGCUAUGAUGGAUGUGUGGGAUGCCCACUACAAGAUGUUUUGGUUUGAUCAUCAUGGGAGUAGUCCUGUUGCUAGGAUACAAGAGGCAGAACAAGCUGCUGAAUUCAAAAAGCGAUGGACUCAGUUUGUAAAUGUUACCUUUCCGAUGAAAAGCACUCUUACAAGGAUUGUUUACCUUUUCUAUGGCCCUUAUGUCAAUGUUUCUAACUGCAGACUCAUUGAUAAUGUAAAGUCUGGAUUUCAGAUAUCACUUAGUGUCAACGGCACCGAAAAUACUGUUUCUGUUGUGACUGAUCAUCAGAAUUUAAAGGCCAGGUUUGAUUACUUGGGAUUUGGUGGUUUUGCCAAAGUUGUUCAUGAAAACAAAGUGACUAAGUUUGGUCUAGGUACUGAAUCUGUGGAAAAAUUGAUUAAAAAUAAUAGGGCAGUUUUGCCAUUUGGAUUCAAAGUGAACAUAAUUGCAGGGUUAAUUUUAGGUGUUAGUUUAGUCAUACUGGCCUUUCAGUGGCGGUUUUACAUAUCCUUCGGUAAAAUGUUGCGUUGGAUCCUGAUACUGGUUAUUGCACUGUGGCUUAUUGAACUGGUUGAUGUAUGGAGCAUGUGUACUCAGCCAAUCUGUGCAAAAUGGAGCAGUGACUUGACAAGGCUAGAACACGAUGAAGGCAAUAAAGCCAAACAAUUAGAAGGGACUCCCAUUGUUUUUCCAGAUGUUAUAAUUACUUCACUUCCCGCUUCUGGUGCAGAAAUUUUAAAACAGCUGUUCUUUAACAGCAGUGACUUCCUAUAUAUGAGGAUACCUACAGCCUAUCUAGAAAUUCCUGAGAGCGAAUUUGAAAUUGAUUCUUUUGUAGAUCCAUGUGAAUGGAAGGCUUCUGAUGUUCAGAAUGGGCAUUUCCAUCUUCUCAAGGGAUGGCUCCAGUCUCUAGUUCGAGACACAAAAUUACAUUUACAAAACAUUCAGUUAUAUGAAGCCAGCAGAAGUAAAAUUACUCAGCAUUCUGCCAUAAGCAAGGACAAAAAGAAAAGAUCCAAAAAGAGAGAAUCUCUGUCGGAGCAAAGAAGUAGGGCAAGAGUGAGUCAAGAUAAAGAUGCUGAAUAUAUUAGGGAAUUGAGGAGACACCUUGUUUAUUAUCCUAAUGCACGACCUGUGCUUAGUUUAAGUAGUGGGAGCUGGACGUUAAAGCUUCCCUUCUUUCAGGAAAUCCUAGGACCAUCAAUGAGAGCAUUAUAUGUAGUAAGAGACCCACGGGCAUGGAUAUAUUCAAUGCUGUACAAAAAUAAGCCAAGCCUUUACUCUUUGAAAAAGGUACCACAGAGCUUAUCUGCGAUGUUUAAAUGGGAAAAUGGUAAAGGAAAAUGUAGUAUCAAUGAAGGCUAUGCCUUUGAAUACGAAUCAUUAAGAAAAGAAUUUGCAAACUCUAAUUCAAAUGCUGUUUCUGUGUUGUCCCAUUUAUGGCUAGCAAACACAGCAGCAGCACUGAGAAUAAAUGGAGACCUGCUGCCAACAAAUUAUCUGAUGGUCAAGUUUGAAGAUAUUGUGAGCUUUCCUCAGAAGACAACUGAAACAAUUUUUGCCUUUCUUGGUAUUCCUCUUCCUCCUGCUAGCUUAAACCAAAUAUUAUUUGCCACUUCCACCAGUCUUUUCUAUCUUCCUUAUGAGGGGGAAAUUUCACCAAGUAGCAUUCAUGCCUGGAAGAGAAACAUGCCCAAGAAAGAAAUUAAACUGAUUGAAGAUACCUGUUUUUCUCUAAUGGAACACUUAGGAUACCCAAAAUUUGUAGAAUAAACGCUGCUGGUCAGCAGAAAUUUGCACUAGUCAUCUCUGACUCCCAAUUUGUGGAUAAAUAUUAGAGAAGUUUGUUUAUUCUUGUAAAAUGUGUACAGUCUGCUACUUUCAGAGAAAUUAUUUUAAGAAAAAUAUAGUUGUUCUUGAAGGUGUGAUUUUUGUUAUUAUUAUUUUUAAACUUG